GAUCAUACAAUAUCCCACAAUUCCUCGGAUUUUUUCAACGCGAACGAGCAAACCAAACACACAAGGCGGACAAUAUGGCGGACGUACUGGACCUACAUGAAGCGGGAGGCGAGGAUUUUCCUAUGGAUGAGGAUGAGAGCAUCCACAAGUUGAAGGAAAAGGCGAAGCGGAGAAAGGGACGGGGAUUUGGAUCUGACGAUGCGGCCCGAUCAAGAGUGCGUGAGGAUUACGAUACCGUGGAACAGGACGGGGAUGAGCCUGGGCCACAGCGAUCGGUGGAGGGCUGGAUCCUCUUUGUGACCGGGGUGCACGAGGAGGCCACAGAAGAGGACAUCCACGACAAAUUUGCCGAGUUUGGCGAUAUCAAGAACCUGCAUCUGAACCUGGACCGGAGAACUGGCUACCUCAAGGGAUACGCGCUGGUGGAGUACGAGACCUACAAGGAGGCCCAGGCGGCCAUGGAGGGGCUCAACGGGCAGGACUUGAUGGGGCAGCCAAUCAGCGUGGACUGGGGCUUCGUCCGAGGCCCGCCAAAGAGCAAGAGGAGGGGUGGGCGGAGACGAAGCAGAAGCCCAGACAGGAGGCGGCGCUGAUUACCGCCAUCUGUCCUGCCAUUGGCCGAAACAGUCACUGACACCUUCCUCGUCCAUUCGGAGAGCGCAGCACAAACAAUUUUGUAUUUUAACUGGACGAUUAAGAGUUCACCACUUUCAUGGUGAUCUGGGGUUGUUUUAGUACCUUCUUUUUUUUUUUUUUUUUUUUUUUUUUUGAGAUCUUACCAAUGUGCAGCAUGUUAAAUAAUUUUUUUUGUUUGUUUUGGUUUCAUCUCUAAAGCAGAUGUACAGUGUGUUACAAGCAAAGCUGUGUUAAAUGCCUCAUCCUGUCUGCUAAAUGCUCUGAAGAGCGCAAUGCAUCAUCCUGGGUCUAACAGAGUGUGCUGUAAGCCAUCUUUUUGCUGAUUAACAUUACAAUAGUUUGUUUAGGACCAAAGUGACUACGAUUUUUUAUUUUUUUUGAUGUUGGCGUUUGUAAGAGGAACACAAUGAGGUUUGAGGGAUUUUGUUUUGUUUACUCCCCUUUUAAAUCCAUCUGUUUAACAAUGGCUGUUUCUGUGUAAUACCGCUGAAUGCUGUUCAGUUAUUAAAACCUUUUUUUUUGUAAGA
Conger conger (European conger) is the source of this 1163-nucleotide messenger RNA. Its product is annotated as RNA-binding protein 8A. Gene Ontology annotation, molecular function: mRNA binding. The transcript has 6 exons. Bases 75 to 593 code for a protein of 172 amino acids. Lineage: Eukaryota; Metazoa; Chordata; Actinopteri; Anguilliformes; Congridae. Gene Ontology annotation, biological process: RNA splicing. The record is from RefSeq and is a predicted model, not a curated record. Gene Ontology annotation, cellular component: cytoplasm; nucleus; exon-exon junction complex.